Messenger RNA from Parastagonospora nodorum SN15, 549 nucleotides. RefSeq lists its product as hypothetical. Bases 1 to 549 code for a protein of 182 amino acids. Lineage: Eukaryota; Fungi; Ascomycota; Dothideomycetes; Pleosporales; Phaeosphaeriaceae. The record is from RefSeq and is a predicted model, not a curated record. The transcript is spliced from 3 exons.
AUGUCCUCACACCCGCCCGGUAACACUGCAGUGUCGCAUGAUGUCCCUACUGUCGUGAAACCCCACAUUUACCCAUUUCUCGACCUCCCAGCGGAGCUGCGCAACCAAAUCUACUCCUACGUCUUCGGCGACAGAUUGAUCGUCAUAUGCCCCGACCCCCUCAAGUCCAAUGGUGUGACCGGCGAGAUCUAUCCCGGCACUGGAAGCGACUGCGUCAAUGCAGAAAACGUCAGCCCUCGGCGCCCCUUCCACACCUUCGCACUCUUGAAGACUUGCCGCCAAAUCAACGCCGAAGCUAGCACGCUUCCCUUUGAGCUGAACACGUUUGUUCUGGGCUACGACGACGCACUGGAGAGAUGGACGAGGACUCAGGUUCUAGCUGCUCGUGCAUUGGCCGAGUUCGUUGAACCUGAAUCUGUGGAGGUACUUGCAAUGUCGAAAAUGCCUGGGGUACAAGAGCCCUUUGUCGUGUUGAUGAAGGAGAAGGUGACAAAGGUGGUGAAGGAUGCGAUGGGGCAGGAGGUGGAGGUCCUGAUUGCGCAGCGGUAA